AUGAAUAAUCAUUCGGAUUCAUCAAAUCAUUCUCAUCAUAAUAAUGAGAUAAAAAUUAGUGAUUUUAGUAUUGACCACAUAUUAAAUCGGGCUGGUGAAAAUUUUUGUGGUACAAAUAAUUCAAAUAUAAAUACUUGUACAAAUUUAAUGUUAAGAACAGCACCAAUAUUUGAUUGGUUACAAUAUACAAGAUAUAGACCACCAAAAUUACCAAGACCUUUCCGGCCUGGACCUAUUAAAAGAACACCAGGAAGAUUACCUAGAGUACCAUUUACACCAGCCCAGUUAAAUACAUUAGAAAAUGCAUAUAAACAAUCAACAUAUUUAAGUUCCGAAGAUGCUAAUAAAUUAGCUUUACAAUUAGAUUUAACUAAUACAAGAGUAAAAAUUUGGUUUCAAAAUCGAAGAGCAAGAGAACGCCGUGAAAAAAGAGAACGUGGAGAAAGUCCUGAUAUUUUAACACCAAUAUCUAGUCCGGAAUUAAAUUUGAAUGCAGAAUCACCAUAAUUUAAUUAAAAUAAAAUUUGUGAAUAUUUUUUUUUUAAAUAAAAUUAAUGUAAAUAAUGUUAAAUAAUCUUAAAUAAA
Messenger RNA from Condylostylus longicornis, 585 nucleotides. Its product is annotated as homeobox protein MSX-1. The record is from RefSeq and is a predicted model, not a curated record. Gene Ontology annotation, molecular function: DNA-binding transcription factor activity, RNA polymerase II-specific; RNA polymerase II cis-regulatory region sequence-specific DNA binding. Gene Ontology annotation, biological process: cell differentiation; regulation of transcription by RNA polymerase II. Gene Ontology annotation, cellular component: nucleus. NCBI's taxonomy places the organism in Eukaryota, Metazoa, Arthropoda, Insecta, Diptera, Dolichopodidae. Bases 1 to 507 code for a protein of 168 amino acids. The transcript has 4 exons.